Andrographis paniculata is the source of this 3132-nucleotide messenger RNA. RefSeq names its product alpha-amylase 3, chloroplastic. The record is from RefSeq and is a predicted model, not a curated record. Gene Ontology annotation, biological process: carbohydrate metabolic process. Lineage: Eukaryota; Viridiplantae; Streptophyta; Magnoliopsida; Lamiales; Acanthaceae. Bases 3 to 2738 code for a protein of 911 amino acids. Gene Ontology annotation, molecular function: alpha-amylase activity; calcium ion binding. The transcript has 13 exons.
AGAUGGCAGCGGUUACAACGGAUCUGUUCUUCACCCCCCACCGUCACACCCCCCACCACCACCGCCGUCGCCGCGCAAUUCUCAGGCCUGUCCAGACCUUGCACCUCGCUUCGAAAAAACCCACACCUUUUCACUUGACUUGCAGGAGCGCCACAAACGGCCGCGGCAACGUCUGCUUCCUCAAUUCCACUGCUAUCCGGUCCUCAGGAGCCACCGCCGUCGAGACUUCUGAAUCUUCUGAGGUUACCUUCAGCGAAACGUUCGAUUUGAAGCGAGCUGAAAAGUUGGAGGGAAAGAUUACAAUCAGAUUGGACAGUGGGGAAAAUGAAGAAAAUAUGCAGCUUAUUGUGGGAUGCAGUUUACUCGGAAAAUGGGUUCUUCACUGGGGAGUUCAUUAUCUGGAUGAUGUUGGCAGUGAGUGGGAUCAGCCCCCUUUGAGUAUGAGACCUCCGGGUUCUGUCCCCAUUAAGGACUAUGCAAUUGAAACUCCUUUUGAAAAAUCAUCUGCAUUGCCGGAAGAAGAAGCAAUUUCUGAAGUAAAGAUUGACAUUAAUAAGGGCAGUUCUAUUGCGGCUAUAAAUUUUGUACUAAAGGAUGAGGAAAGUGGGCAUUGGUAUCAACAUAGAGGAAGAGAUUUCAGAGUGCCCCUUAUUGGCCGGCCUCAGGAUGAUGGAAAUGUUACAGAAAUGAAAAAGAACACGGACAUGUGGUCAGAUGCAUUGGGACAGAUAUCCAACCUCAUUGUUAAACCCGAAGCUUCUGAUUCUAGGGGAGAUCAAAUUUGGAAAUCUAACUUGAAAAAUGGACCUCUUCAAGGUGUUUAUGAAGAGCACCCUGUCUUUAAGGAAGUAUUUACUAGUAACUCAAUAAGUGUGUCAGUGAGGCACUGCCCAGAUGUUGCAAAAAAUAUUGUGUACUUGGAAACUGAUUUACCUGGAGAUGUUGUUGUUCACUGGGGUGUUUGCAGAGAUGAAGGUAAAUCGUGGGAAAUUCCAGCAGGUCCAUAUCCUUCUGAAACAAGCAUGUUCAGGAAUAAGGCUUUGCGUACUCUGUUACAGAAGAAGGAAGAUGGCUGUGGUGCUCAGGGUUCAUUUACACUGGAUGAAGGAUUUGUGGCAUUUGUUUAUGUGCUGAAGCUGAAAGAUAAUACAUGGUUAAAUUGGAAAGGAAAUGACUUCUACAUACCCUUAGAAACUUCUGUAGUAACAGACAAGGAUUCUGGUAUUAUUCAUUCUGGAAACGUGGAAUUGCUCGAGGAGUUCGCUGGCCCUGCAGGGGCUGAGGAAGACAAUGCUGAAUCAAACGUAACAGUAUCUUCAGAAACAACUGAUAUCCUUAAUGAGAUAAGGAGUUUAGUAACUGAUAUUGCAACUGAAAAGAGUAGAAAAACUAAAAGUAAGGAAGCACAGGAAAGCAUACUCCAUGAAAUAGAGAAGCUAGCUGCAGAAGCCUACAGUAUCUUCCAAAGUACUGUGCCCAAACCUGUAGAUACUGAUCCGUCAGAAACUGAAAGUUCGCAAACCCCUGUGAAGAUAUCUUCAGGUACUGGUUCAGGAUUCGAAAUACUGUGCCAAGGAUUUAACUGGGAAUCACAUAAAUCUGGAAAUUGGUACAUGGAGCUUUACAAUAAAGCGUCAGACUUGUCAUCGUUUGGUUUUACUGUGAUAUGGUUGCCUCCACCCACUGAUUCUGUGUCACCUGAAGGCUACAUGCCUCGAGAUUUGUACAACUUGAAUUCCAGGUAUGGAAACAUGGAUCAAUUAAAGACUCUUGUGGAGAGACUGCAUGAAGUUGGGAUUACUGUCCUUGGGGAUGUUGUCUUAAACCAUCGAUGUGCUCAGUAUAAGAAUUCAAAUGGUGUAUGGAACAUUUUUGGUGGCCGCUUAAACUGGGAUGAUCGUGCAGUAGUUUCUGAUGAUCCACAUUUCCAGGGACGGGGCAAUAAGAGUAGUGGGGAUAGUUUUCAUGCAGCUCCAAACAUUGAUCAUUCCCAAGAAUUUGUGAGGAAAGAUAUAAAGGAAUGGUUACAGUGGUUACGAAAAGAAAUAGGUUAUGAUGGAUGGAGGCUUGAUUUUGUCCGAGGUUUUUGGGGUGGGUAUGUCAAGGAUUACUUGGAAGCUACUGAGCCUUACUUUGCCGUGGGAGAGUUCUGGGAUUCACUUAGUUACACUUAUGGUGAGAUGGAUCAUAAUCAAGACGCGCAUAGACAGAGAAUUGUUGAUUGGAUAAAUGCUACAAAUGGGACUGCGGGUGCAUUUGACGUCACAACAAAAGGAAUCCUUCAUUCAGCACUUGAAAGAUGUGAAUAUUGGAGAUUGUCGGAUCAGAAAGGAAAACCGCCAGGAGUGGUAGGAUGGUGGCCAUCUAGGGCUGUGACUUUCAUUGAGAAUCACGAUACUGGUUCCACUCAGGGCCACUGGAGAUUCCCCGGUGGAAAAGAAAUGCAAGGUUAUGCCUAUAUCUUGACUCACCCUGGAACGCCGUCAGUGUUCUAUGAUCACAUCUUUUCUGAAUACCAAUCUGAAAUAGCAGCACUUAUGUCCAUCAGAAAACGAAAAAAGAUUCAUUGUCGGAGCACAGUUAAAAUAGUGAUGGCAGAAAGAGAUGUUUAUGCAGCAAUUAUUGAUGACAAGUUAGCAAUGAAGAUUGGACCUGGUCAUUUCGAGCCCUCAACUGGCUCACAAAACUGGUCUUUGGCAAUUGAGGGCCGAGAUUACAAAGUCUGGGAAACAUCAUAAAUAGAGGCAACGCCACAGUUUCUUCUCACCAUUUUUAAGAUUAUCAAACAGUCUCGUAAGAGACUCAAAGUUCAUUGGAAAUGUGUCAAUAAUUAUGUCUGCAUAAAGUUGCGACAAUUAUUUGUCCAGAAGAUUGCUACAAUCCUAAGGUUUGGCCUAAAUGCUUUCAUCUAAGUAAUUGUCGGUAAAUAAGAAACCGACGAGAGGCUGGCUGGAAACUAAAUAAACCAUCCGAAUCACAGCAAAGGCGCAUCACAAGAUGUUUAUAUUUUACACAACGAUACACACGAUUAAGACAGGUGAUUGUAUGCUAGUAACUUUUGAUCAUACUCUGCAAUACUUUUAUACAAACUGUAUUGACACUAUGCAAUUAAUUUAUCUUUCGUGCGUCUGA